AUGUGGGAGACUGUGGGAGACAGACAAGCCUUCAACGCCCAAGGCCAAGGCCGCGAAGCGGCGAUCCAGUUUGCCUCCAAGGAGUUGAAACGGGACCCUGAGGUGCUGUUGAAGGCCUUGGGUCGUACAGCCUCAGCGUUGCGCUUUCUGCCCAAGGAUCUGUGGGAGGUGCCAGAGUUGAUGCUGGAGGCGGUAAAGGCAAAUCCCAUUUGCCUGAGCACCAUGCCCUGGUUUCAGGAAGACGAGGAUUUUGUCUUGAUGGCUUUAGCUCGAAAUGGCAUGGCGCUGCAACACGUGAACAAAAAAUUUCAACGGAGCGCUAAGGUGGUGCUGGAGGCGGUGAAACAAAAUGGCCUGUCCUUGCAGUUCGCUCAUCCCGAUGUCCGAGCCGAUGCCGAUGUAGUCCUGCCUGCCGUGGCCCAAAACGGUAACGCCUUCGGCUAUGCUGCGCGGCUGCUGCGAAACGAUCCAAACAUUGCGUUUCAGGCGGCUGUCAUUUUACGCAGCAGGGCUGAGGGAAACAGCAUCGCUCGACAAGUUUAG
Messenger RNA from Cladocopium goreaui, 543 nucleotides. The record is from the annotation of a GenBank genome assembly. NCBI's taxonomy places the organism in Eukaryota, Dinophyceae, Suessiales, Symbiodiniaceae.